AACCCAGACAACCCCAGUCCAGAACUACUCGUGUCUAUUUAGUAGGACGUCUGCGGAGAAUCCUCCUUUCCGCUGCCUGGGACUCACCAUGAAAGUCAGGAUCGCAGCCUUAAUUGCCGGGACCGUUGGGGCACUCGGGGUGCUCUGUUUUCUAACAGCUUUUGGGACUGAUUAUUGGCUGAUGGCCAGCGAAAACUGUGGGCGACCUACCCAUCCGAUAUCCGACAGCAGCAGUAGCAGCAGCGCCCGGGCGUCAUCUAAUGGCGAAGAGAUCCUGGUAAAGAAAACAACUUUAAAAGUCGUGCGUGACCUGACAGAAACCAAUUUUCACCAUGAGGGUUUCUUCUGGAGAUGCUGGUUCCAAAGAAAUGACUCCCAAGAUAGCAUAUGGAACUUCCUCUUUACAAAUCAAGCUUCCCAUAAGUUCUGCAUACAUGGAUACCUCUUCCCCUUGCCAGUUGCCAUUGGGCCAGUCCCCCAUCCUUCUUAUGAUGCCACCGCAGUGUUUCGUGGAUUCUGGACAGCAUUUAUUGUCCUGGCUAUCACCGUCAGCUUAGUUGGUGGAUUCUUCCUAGUCUGUGCCGUGCCCUUCGGAAGUGCUAAACUUUAUCGAUGGGGUGGUGUUUCCCUACUUACAGCUGGUAGUCUCUUCACCCUGGUGGUGAGCCUGUUUGUUGUGUGGAAGGAGGUGGCUGCUGAUCUGCAUAAAUACAUUCUUCUUGAACGUAGUGAAGAUUGCCAGGAGAUGUUGGUAUCAGUGCAGUAUGGAUGGUCCUUCAUGUUUGCCUCUUCUGGAAUUCCAUUGACUCUCCUUUCAGGGCUACUGUUUUACCUAAUUGGACGACACAUUCAAAGAAACAAAUGAGAGCCCAGAAGCUAGAUAAACUGUAUUAUUGUCAUCGCUAGUAUACAUUACUGAAAUUAUAGUCCUUUAUAUACUUUAUAUGUAUGAAAAGGCAGAAAGUUGUACAUACUGUUGUGACUAUAUGGUGAGUCUUCCCCUUUCUGUAAUGGAUUUGCUUUAAUGUUCAUAUGCCAGCAUGACACUGGAGGUAAAGCAGUACCUAAAGCAAUGAUAAGUUUACUCAGAAUAAAAUGAUAUGAACUGAAGUUGACUGUAUGCACCACAGCUGAGAUCCAUCCCAGCUAAGAAGCUACAAUUACAUUACAUAAACAUCUGAUUUUUUGAGAAGGGGUGUAAUUGUGUGUGUUUCAGUUUUCUUUUUUUACAGAUACACAAACAUGCAGCUCUUUAAUGGAAAUGCUUCUUCUGUUUUAAAAGCAUUCUAUUGUUUGCUGAAGAUUACAAGAACUAUAGAAGUAAACACAUGGAUAACUUGUAUUAUAAAAAUACGUUCUCUUCAAUAUUAAAUAUUUUAUAAUUUAAUGAUGUAAAGGAAAAAGAAUAAAACAUUGGACG
This is a messenger RNA of Polypterus senegalus (gray bichir), 1420 nucleotides long. Its product is annotated as transmembrane protein 182-like. The coding region runs from base 89 to 865 and encodes 258 amino acids. The transcript has 5 exons. The record is from RefSeq and is a predicted model, not a curated record. Lineage: Eukaryota; Metazoa; Chordata; Cladistia; Polypteriformes; Polypteridae. Gene Ontology annotation, cellular component: membrane.